Molecule: messenger RNA, 564 nt
Organism: Nipponia nippon (crested ibis)
Lineage: Eukaryota; Metazoa; Chordata; Aves; Pelecaniformes; Threskiornithidae
Source: RefSeq, a predicted model, not a curated record
AUGGCCCGAGACUGCGUUUUAAAGCAGCCACCUCCAUGGUGUCAUGCUGAGCAGCAAGGCAUCACUCAGAGAUGCACUGCUAUCAAGUACCACUUUUCCCAGCCAGUACGCUUGCGCAACUUCCCCUUCAACCCAAAGAUGAUCCACCAGGACGAAUGGCAUCUGCUCCACUUGAGAAAGAUCACGGCCGGAUUCCUGGGCAUGGCUGCCGCUGUUCUUCUCUGUGGAUGCAUCGUGGCAGCAGUCAGCUUUUUUUGGGAGGAAAGCCUCACCCAGCAUGUUGCAGGUCUGCUGUUCCUGACGACAGGAAUAUUUUGCACUAUAUCUCUGUGCACUUAUGCAGCCAGCGUAUCAUAUGACCUAAACCACCUCCCCACAUACGUCUAUAAUCUUCCCAAUGAUGUAGAACAUGGAUACGGCACUGUAUUUUGUGCUUGCUGCAGUCUGGGAUUUACAGUGGCGGCUGGGUGUCUUUUCACAGCUUACCCAUUUGUUAGCAGGGGCAACAUUAUGCAGCUGAAGUCCACCAGAGACAACUCCGUAGGACUGCCCACCCUUCAGUGA